Molecule: messenger RNA, 522 nt
Organism: Meyerozyma guilliermondii ATCC 6260
Lineage: Eukaryota; Fungi; Ascomycota; Pichiomycetes; Serinales; Debaryomycetaceae
Exons: 1
Coding region: 1-522 (173 amino acids)
Cellular component (GO): nucleus
Source: RefSeq, a predicted model, not a curated record
AUGCCCAUCGCUCACAGUCUUAAAAAAGUCGCCAAAAAUGUGUCCAAGCACUCGGGACAGAUGCAUAUAAAGGGCCGCAAGUUCAAGCAGUUGAACCGUGCCACUUUGCGAGACCAAAAAUUGACAGAAAGAAAGAGAAAUUCCCAGGAACACAAGAUGAAAGAACUUGAAAGUUUGAGAUUCUUCCAAGCAGCGAUCCAAAACAGAGGAAACUCUUCGUUUCUGAUGGAGGAGAUCAAGAUUUUCAUAGAAAGCUACCUUUCUCGUUUUGACGAGGAAUUGAGCACUUUGAGGCUUGAUAGAAGACCUGGUCGUCCUCCCACUACUCGCCAGCAAAAAUUGGAACAGCAACUUGAAACAGAUAAACAACUUUACCAAACCGGAUUCCGAGUGCCGGACAUUCGCGACAAGAAGACGGUGGAGAACUUGCGCAACUGGAAUGGUUCGCCCGGUGGAACCACUAUCUUAAAGUUCAUUCGUGUGACUAAAGACCUGUCGGAUGCCACCGAAAUGGAAGAUUAA